Molecule: messenger RNA, 929 nt
Organism: Anopheles darlingi
Lineage: Eukaryota; Metazoa; Arthropoda; Insecta; Diptera; Culicidae
Product: 6-phosphogluconolactonase
Exons: 3
Coding region: 63-812 (249 amino acids)
Biological process (GO): pentose-phosphate shunt; carbohydrate metabolic process
Molecular function (GO): 6-phosphogluconolactonase activity
Source: RefSeq, a predicted model, not a curated record
CUGUAAAAAAAGUGAAUUAAUUUUAAGUUGUGACCCUUUUUCCCUUAAAUUUCCCCAUUAAAAUGGCCCCCAAACGAUCCUUCUACCGUGUCGGUGACGCAAUUUGUGACGAGCUACUUGGAUUGCUGGAAAUGUUCGCCAAUAAAACGCUGGCCAAGCAGGAAAAGUUCCGGCUCGGGGUUUCCGGUGGUUCGCUGGCAGAUAUUCUGUGCGAGGGUAUGUCCGAUCUGCGGUCCGAUUUCAGCAAAUGGGAAAUCUUCUUCUGUGACGAACGUAUCGUACCGGCGGCGGAUAAGGAAUCGACGUUUGGUAUCUUCAAACGCAAUCUGCUGGAGCGAUACGAUAAUGUCCCGGAGAGUGCCUUCUUUCCGGUAAAUUGCACACUGGACGUGGCAGAGGCGGCCCUAGAUUAUGAGCGAACGAUUCGCAAAACGUUCGGAUUGUCCGAAUCGUCGGAAGAGGUUCCGUCCUUUGAUCUGCUGAUUCUCGGUAUCGGACCGGAUGGUCAUACGGCGUCACUCUUUCCCGGACAUCCGCUGUUGAGCGAGAAGAAAAAGCUGAUCGCACCGAUCGCCGACUCACCGAAGCCUCCACCGAAGCGUGUCACUAUGACAUUGCCCUUGAUCAACGCCGCCAAGGCGUGUCUGUUCGGUGCGCAAGGUGGCGGAAAGGCGGAAAUCUUGAAGAAAAUCAUCGUCGACCGGGACCAAUCGCUGCCGGCCUCACUGGUAGAACCGGCCAAUGGGGAGCUUAUCUUUGUGGCCUGCGACGCAGCGGCAGCCCUUAUCGAGGGAGAUCCCUUCCGAGCUUGAUGAAUAUGGUCCUUCGUGUUAUCGAUAGUACCUGUAAUCACCAUCACAUCGGGGCCUUCGAGUGUUUGGCAGCACAAAUGGAGUGUUUUAUUAACGGGGAGCAACCAUAACAUUCGC